Miniopterus natalensis is the source of this 1626-nucleotide messenger RNA. RefSeq names its product O-sialoglycoprotein endopeptidase (gene OSGEP). Gene Ontology annotation, cellular component: cytoplasm; EKC/KEOPS complex. Lineage: Eukaryota; Metazoa; Chordata; Mammalia; Chiroptera; Miniopteridae. The record is from RefSeq and is a predicted model, not a curated record. Gene Ontology annotation, biological process: tRNA threonylcarbamoyladenosine modification.
CGUGACGGAGAAGCUAGGCCUCCCCUCCUCCAAAGUCUCCAGGAGUGAAGGCCCCAGCCCUCCAUUCUCGGAUUGUUCAUCGGUGUGCCAGCUGCGUGACUGCUUCUGCCACUCUAACCGCGAUCUCGGCGCUGCGCGCGAGGGACAACAAAUGCGUGCAGAAGGCUGGGCUGGACGACCGGUGACAGGCGAAGGGACGGGCAGGAAUGUAAGGAGCAGGUGCCGGCUCAGCGUCCCUGGCAGUUCGGAGGACAGGUUCUUCAAGGGGCCUUGACGGUCGCCGUGACGACGGGGGCGGGCCGGCGCAGCGCGCCCAAGUUUGGAGCCCGUGGGUGUGCGUGCGGCCCCCUAGCAGUUGCGGGCUCAUCUCCCUCCGCCCUCCGGGGUCUGCGCUCUGCACCGACCCGCGAGGACUCCACGGCUGCGGGGGUAGCCGGGAGCCCCGCGGGCGCUUUCUCCCAGCCUCGGCCAUGCCAACCGUGCUGGGUUUUGAAGGCAGCGCCAACAAGAUUGGCGUGGGAGUGGUGCGGGAUGGCACGGUGCUGGCAAACCCGCGGCGGACUUACGUCACGCCUCCCGGCACAGGGUUUCUUCCAGGCGAUACUGCCAGGCACCACCGAGCCGUUAUCCUGGACCUGCUGCAGGAGGCACUAACAGAGGCUGGAUUAACCUCCCAGGAUAUUGACUGCAUUGCCUACACGAAAGGCCCUGGCAUGGGUGCCCCACUGGUUUCUGUGGCUGUUGUGGCCCGUACUGUGGCCCAGCUGUGGAAUAAGCCAUUGGUAGGUGUGAACCACUGUAUAGGCCACAUUGAGAUGGGCCGCCUCAUCACUGGAGCCACCAGCCCAACUGUGCUGUAUGUCAGUGGAGGAAAUACACAGGUGAUUGCAUAUUCAGAACAUCGGUACCGCAUCUUUGGGGAAACCAUCGAUAUUGCUGUGGGUAAUUGUCUGGAUCGUUUUGCUCGAGUGCUGAAGAUUUCCAACGACCCGAGUCCAGGCUACAACAUUGAACAGAUGGCAAAGCGAGGCAAGAAGCUAAUUGAGCUGCCGUACACUGUAAAAGGAAUGGACGUGUCAUUCUCAGGGAUCCUGUCUUUCAUUGAGGAUGUAGCCCAGCGGAUGCUGGCCACAGGCGAGUGUACUCCUGAGGAUCUGUGUUUCUCCCUGCAGGAAACUGUGUUUGCAAUGCUGGUAGAGAUCACAGAGCGGGCCAUGGCGCAUUGUGGCUCCCAGGAGGCCCUCAUCGUGGGAGGUGUGGGGUGUAACAUGAGGCUACAGAAAAUGAUGGAGACAAUGUGUCAGGAACGCGGAGCCAAGCUUUUUGCCACAGAUGAGAGAUUCUGCAUUGACAAUGGAGCCAUGAUAGCCCAGGCUGGCUGGGAGAUGUUUCGGGCAGGACACAGGACUCCCCUCAGUGAUUCUGGGGUUACGCAGAGGUAUCGGACAGAUGAAGUAGAAGUGACCUGGAGGGACUGACAAGGUUAAUGGGAUCAGAGUAGAUAGUGCACUAAGUGGAACCCAUUAUGUCUAUCCUGACAUGCAAGUCCUGGUCAGGCUGUGGACUCCCCACUCCCAUCAUUUGAACCUCAAGAUGAUACAGCAAUAAAAUAUUCUUGCUCUUGUA